UUUUCACAAGUGCCAUUUAUUACACAUGCGACUGUUUUUGUUUUCCACACCUUUUCUUCCCCUCAAUUGAACACACACACUACAUUAUUAUGAUCAUGAAUUAUGAUGGAAAGUGUUUAUGUACCUUGUGCAUUAAAGGGUCUUUAAUGGGUUUGAAUGUAUGAUUGUGUGCAUUUUGGAUGUUCUUUGGUGGGUAUGAUUGUGUUUGUUGACUAACGUACCAAUCAGUUUUAAGUUUGAUGUUGUUGGUGGUGGGUUUGGAGAGAAAAUGAUCUGAAUUCUGAGUCUGACUAGGGAUUUUUUUUUGUUUUUGUAAGAAUCUUGGUUUUUGAUUUUCUAUGAAAUUUUUGGUUUUUUUAAUUGACAUGGGCGUGUGUGUGUUGUUGAAAUGGGUUUAAGACCUCAAAGAUUGUAAUUUUGUGAGGGUUUUCUGAAAUUUUGGUGAAUUACUUAGGUUUUUGCUGAAAUUUUGGGGAUUUUGUGAAGUGGGCUGGUGAAAUUCUGGGUUGUUUUGCAGUGGGAGGUGGAGUUUGGAGGGAAUUCAAGUUUAUUAGGAGGUGCUUCAGUGUAUAUUGGUAAAAUUUCAUUGUAAAAUAAUGGCUUGUAUGAAGUUGGGGUCGAAAACAGAUGCAUUUCAGAGGAAAGGGCAGGCUUGAACACAUUCUCCAUAGCACAUACUUUUUGCCAUUGUGCAGCAUCUGACGUCUAUCAAGUCAUGUGAUCAUGUAUAUCUCAUGUUCUACACAACUGGCCUUCCAAGUGAUAUAAUCGUUGAAGUUGGCGAUAUGUCCUUUCAUCUCCACAGGUUUCCCUUGCUUUCCAGAAGUGGGGUUAUGGAAAGAUUGAUUGCUGAAGCUAACGAAGAAGGAGAAGGUGGCUGUGUUAUUAACCUCCCCGACGUCCCUGGUGGAGCAAAAACUUUUGAACUUGUUGCCAAGUUCUGUUAUGGAGUAAAAAUUGAACUUACUGCAGCAAAUGUUGUGCACCUCCGAUGUGCAGCGGAGCAUCUUAAAAUGAACGAAGAGUACGGGGAGGGCAAUCUAGUUUCACAAACUGAGUUAUUCUUGAAUCAAGUAGUCUUGGAAAGUUGGAAAGACUCUUUAAGAGCGCUCCAGGGGUGUGACAGUGUUCUCUCCCAUGCAGAAGAACUUUCUAUUACUGCACGUUUAAUCAAGUCAUUGGCUGCAAAAGCCAGUACUGAUCCAAAUCUAAUUGGUUGGCCUGUUGUUGAAUAUGGUAGACCCUUGCAGAGUCCCGGUGGAAGUGUCUUGUGGAAUGGGAUUAGCACAGGGGCCAAGUUAAACACAGUAAGUUCAGAUUGGUGGUAUGAAGAUGUAUCAAAUUUAAGUUUACCUCUCUACAAGAGGUUGAUUUCUGCAAUGGAGUCUCAUGGCAUUAAGGAGGAGAUAAUAGUGGGAUCCCUUACUGCCUAUGCUAAGAAGUAUCUGCCAGGGCUUAAUCGGCGUCAGAGUACCGGUGAUUCUAGCAGUCGUUUGGGAUCAGUGAGUUCAGGAGCUAUACUAUCUGAAGAAGAUCAGAAGCUUUUGCUUGAGGAGCUUGAUCAUUUACUUCCGAUGCAGAAGGGAUUGGUCCCAACUAACAUUCUUUUUGGCUUACUUCGAACAGCCAUGAUUCUUCGGGCGAGUCCUACUUGCAUAUCUAACUUGGAACAAAGAAUAGGAAUGCAGCUUCAUCAGGCAACAUUGGAAGAUCUUUUGAUGCCCAACUUCUCUUAUACCAUGGAGACACUGUAUAAUGUUGAGUGUGUGCAGAGAAUUCUUCUGCACUUUUUGGCCAUGGAUCAGGUUACAGGUGGAGGCUCCCCUGGUUCAGGCGACGAUGGUCAGUUGCUUGGUUCUCCAUCACUUACACCAAUGACAAUGGUAGCCAAGCUCAUUGAUGGGUAUCUGGCAGAGGUUGCACCAGAUAUUAAUUUGAAGCUACCCAAGUUUAAGUCUCUUGCUGCGGCAGUUCCUGAUUAUGCUAGGCUCUUAGAUGAUGGUCUUUACCGUGCAAUUGACAUUUAUCUAAAGUCGCACCCAUGGUUGGCAGACCCAGACAAAGAAGAUAUAUGCAGGCUGAUUGAUUGCCAGAAACUCUCCCUGGAAGCUUGCACUCACGCCGCUCAAAACGAGAGGCUCCCACUGAGAAUCAUAGUCCAAGUCCUCUUCUUUGAGCAACUCCAACUUAGGACUUCCAUUGCCAGUAGCUUUCUCGUCUCAGACAAUUUCGAUGGGUCACGACAAUUAACGAGUGGUUUGCUCACUUCCAACGAAGGAGGUUGGAACACAGCUGUGCGAGAGAAUCAAGUUCUGAAAGUAGGAAUGGACAGCAUGCGCAUGCGUGUUUCUGAGCUCGAAAAAGAAUGUUCAAAUAUGAGGCAAGAGAUUGCGAAAUUAAGCAUGGUUAAAGGAACUAGCACAUGGGAAAAUAUAUCAAAGAAACUGGGUUUCAAGGUGAAGUCUCAGAUGUGCAGUGCUCAAGAUGGAACUAUCAGUAAACAGAAACUUGAAAACGAAAAGGUCAUCUCAACGGCAAAAGACAAGCAGGGAAAGCUCAAGAAAAAAUAAUCUCUAAACCGGGAAAAAUAAUGCUUGAAUCAAUAGUUAUAGAUAAAUCUUGAUUUGAUAAACUUUUGUUCCUUAGUUCUAAUUUGUAUCUCCAUCUUGUGAACUUGAAGUUGAGCUAUUUAAUCUGUAUAUUGGUCUUAAAGUUUUGUUAGGUUUUUUCCCCUCUUGCAUUUCAUGUUAGACUUGAGUGCACUAGCCACUAAAUCAUGUGGCCUGUUUCUAAGGUGUACUUUGCGCACAAAAUUAGUUGAUGAAACUUUAAGAGUACUUAAA
Molecule: messenger RNA, 2843 nt
Organism: Daucus carota subsp. sativus
Lineage: Eukaryota; Viridiplantae; Streptophyta; Magnoliopsida; Apiales; Apiaceae
Product: BTB/POZ domain-containing protein At1g30440
Exons: 6
Coding region: 735-2570 (611 amino acids)
Molecular function (GO): protein binding
Source: RefSeq, a predicted model, not a curated record